AAAACUGAGCCGAAAUAUGCAUGGCGUACCGUACGUAUCAGGCAAAAAAAUUGCGAGCGAGCAAAAAAUUUGUCAUUACAAAGAUCCAAUUUUAGAUAGAUUUUGACAUAAUAUUCAGAAAAAUGAUAUGAUUCCUGGAAAAGACAACUUCCCGGAAAGCUUCCCUGAAUUUCCUGGAUUUCGGGAAGAGUGGAAAUAAGCACUGUACUGGUGGGAACAAUUGAUCAGCUAGCCAUUUUGGAGCGCACAGCUCCGGACUAUUCGGCGACCACACCGGCCGCACGCACUCGACAUCGCGCGUACUAUCGUUACCAAAGAUCGUUACCCUGGUUUGGAGUAAACUGAAGUCUGAAUUAUUUUUCUGCGUAUGCCUACAAAUACUUUCAGCUCGUUUUAACUCUUCUCUUUGUCUCUUCAGAUUGCUGAUAAAACUACAGUACCGUUGCUGAACUGAAUAAUGGCAGGGGAACUCGGAUUGAAUGAUCACCACUACACGACUAUCGUGAACUUCAUGCGUUUUGCUAGCUACAAACGGACUCAGAACUUGCGUAGCGUGGAACGCUGCUUUGAAGAUCUGAAAGAUAGUAGGCUAAUUGAAGACACUUUCACUCUGGAUGAAGUUAGAGACAUGCUGGAUGGAUUAGAGGCAGUGGUACAUAGUGAAAUGGAAUUGGAACUCAUUAAUACCUCUCACACCAACGUAUUACUCCUGAGACAACUAUUUCAGCAAGCUGAAAAAUGGCACCUGAAACUACAAGCAGACAUCUCGGAGCUCGAGAACAGGGAACUCAUAGAGAUGAUAGCCAAGUUUGAGGAAAGCCAUUUCUCUGGAUCUUCUUCAUCCUCAAAGCCAACCUUUGAACUGAAGCGACUGGAUCCUAUGGAGGCAGGUGGUGUACAGCUUCUCCAAAAUGAAAUUGAGAGACUCAAUGAAGAGAAUGAUAAACUGAAAGAAAGACUGAAACAGGUGGAAUCCCAGGCUACAGGAGCCUUACAGGACAGGAGUAAAUUAGAAUCAGAUUUGAGACGCACUCAAGAUGAGCUAGGAAGUGAACGCAAUAAGACACCGAUAGUCUCUGCUGACACUGGGGAUAUGGAAGGCAAAAUGAAGGCUCUUAAAUCCCAAAUGGAGCAGAAUAUGAAGCUGACUUCUGACAGAGCAGAUUCAUUGGAAGGAGAUCUUAUUUCAUCCAAGCACAGAUUAUUGGAGAUCCAAGAACAGUUGGAAAUGAAGGAAAAGGAAUUGGAGAAGAAGUUCAGCCAGACUGGUGCAUACAAGAAUCUCAAGUCUAUGCUGUCCAAGAAGAAUGAUCAGAUCAAAGAGCUCCGUGGAAGGUUGAAGAAAUUUGAAGGAGAUGAUUAGAGCUUAACCCAAACUGGGACCUAUUCUUGUAUUUGAGUAGUGGGAGGGAAUGUGGUAGAAUUGUUGCAAUGUUACUUGAAUCGAUUGUGAAACAUUGAAAUGAAUUUCAGGGCAUUGUGUUAUGGAAUACAAAGUCUGUAACUUAUUUUGGUUUUAACGGUCAUGGGUUAUUCAUUUAGAGAUGUCAGUGCAUGAAACCUUGUUCAGAUAAGGUGGGACAAUCUCGGAGAAGGCACUCAGUAUGUAAUGCACGGUGGGUAUGUGCCGCGGAGAGGACACCCAUUUUUACACUCAAAUUUCCAUUUCAAAGCAUAGCAUUUUUAUCAUAUUGAGAAAAAAACAAAGAAAGCCUUUCCAUAGCAUAGCAUUUUCUUCUUAUCGAGAAAAAAGAAAUCCGUUCCAAAGCUUCGCAUAUUUUUCAUUACGCCAUUCCGGCCGUAUUGAUCCUCUUCAAUGAGCUGCAUUUUUGGUAUUAAAAAGAUGCGGCUCCCAGAGCGCUGUCUUACCAUUGCUUCUGCGUGAGCGCACCUGGCGCCCAUGCCGCCGGGCUAGCUGCAUGCACGUAUGCCCGUUCCAUAGGGAUGCAUACGCACUCACAUGCAAGCAAAUCGUUCCAAGCACCCCCGUUUUCACAAACAUUUGUAGUUCCGAAGCCCAUUCCGAAGACCCUCGUUUUUACAAUAAGCCCAUUCCAAUGCCCCUGUUUUUUUGUCACGCCUGCGGCACAUACCUACAACUUUUGUGGUCGAGUGGUAUCAGUAGUGAAAAAUUAGAAGAACCAGAGGGAAAACUUAUGAUUAAACAGAAACUUACAUGUACCUUCAAAUCAGUCAAGGAAUAAAGACUGUAACCAUGGUAACCUUAGUAUUGAAGUAAAGGGAGGGAGGGUAGGGCACAUCCUUACACUCUCUGUUAGAAAAAAUGAAGAUCAAACUCGGGUAAGUUCUCAUUUAUACAUUUUAUCACGUAACUUCUAGAUAGGGGAUUCUGUGAGAUAUUGAAAGCCACUUUGGGUUCACUAGAAAAACUCUAAACAUACAAAUACUUUGAUAACAUCAAAUGAUGACCUGCAAUUUCAUUACCAGGACUUGUGAACAUUGUGAAAUCAUGUCAUGAAGAUAAAAAAUAUCAAUGCUUCUUAUGAAAAAUGUGCCAGUCCUUACCAAACAUACAUGAACAGUUUGAAUGCAUAUUACUUAAUACUUCAAAGAGUUCAUUGUCAUGAUGUGUUGUAUCAACUAGACACACACAAAAAAAGAGUCACAAAAAAACUGGCCUUCCAUGCCACUAGUCUACAACAUAUCCUAAAAAUGUACCUGCUUGAUGAUGAAACUAUCUUAUAAAUCCUCAAGCUUCCAAAAUUGCUCUUUGGAAAUUGUCCAGGAAUGUGUUCACUACAGGCUUAUAAUAAAAAGUUCGAAAAGUGUAUUCUGAUGACAUUCCAGCCUUCGACAUAACCUCACAAACAGGGACAUCUUGUUCUUUAGCUGCAGAUGUUGAGGCUGCCCUUGUAGAGUGGGGCUUAUAUUUUGCAGUGUCAAUUCCUGAGCGGGAUAAACCUUUAUACUAGUGAGUUAUUAUGUCUUUCGAUACCCCACAGUGAGGUUUCUUGUAAGUGACCAAAAGCUGUUUUUCUUCUCCGCAUAGCGAUUCUGUCUUUGUCAAAUACUGCUUCAGAGUUUCCACAACACAUAAUCACUUGUCGUAUGGGUACUCCAUUAAGCAAACGGUCGCCCCACUGUUGCCUGGUCGACUCUGCUUCAGCAAUUCUGUGAUCACGAAGUUUGCCUGAUCUUUCUGCAAAUCUAGCAUGUCUAUUCUCGAAAGAUGGAAUGUUUGGAUUCGCUGUGGUGAUAUCAGGAUUAUAAGCAAAAUUUUAUGUUAAGUCAUGCAGGGAAAUCCCAGAUGUCUGUGUGAUGAGGCUUGGGUGGUUUCAGGUUGAAGAUUAUGUUCCUAAACCUUGAUUUUAUCUGAUCAUCCUUUAUUGAUUUCCCACCUUGCAACAGAGUGUAGAUUCCAACAGCAAAUAUUGCUGUAUUAAUUCCACUAUAUGCCACACCUCUUUGCAUUAGGUUUGUCAAUAGGAAGUCUAAAACCUCACUGACUAAUGUCUGCAACGAAUCAGUCGAUCUCCUAUGACAAAACUGAAUCCAUUGCCCUAUGUAGGACAUGUGUACUGCUUCCUUGUAAACUGUUGCCAUGAAGCCAAUAUAACUGCUUCAGCUCCUUCUGGAAUGCCUCUUGCCUUGUGCGACUCCAAGAUAAUCUGCAAGCGAGCAAAAUGAGUUUAUCACCCUGAUGAUGUAUUUUCCCAGUUUCCUUCUGCUCACUUUGUGGCAGGACAAUGGGUGUAUCAAUUAACAAUUGUAAUAAUCUAGGGAACCAUGGUUGCGAUGCCCACUUUGGGACAAUCAAAAUCCCUUCUGCUUUGUCUGCCACAAUUUUCUGAAGACAUUUAUUGAUUAUACAGAAUGGGGGAAAUGCAUAUAAGUCUAGAACUUUCUAGUCCGAGGGAUGGCAUCAAUGGCCAGUGCCCCUGGGUGUGGUUGCCUUGUCAUGUACAUGUAGACUUUUUGGAGUUGGAUUAAGAGUCAAUUUUAUUUUUACUGAAACUCAAACUUGAUCUAGUUUUUGUUAACUUUGGAAUCACAAAAUAAUCUUGUCCCUGAACUUCGCCGGCUAGCAAAUAUCAAAUCACUUCCUGCCGUGCUUGAGCCUUACCUACAGAGUUAAAGGCCAGUACCGCCGUGAGGAUGGACUUGGCUGAGAACACCUCUCUGUUAUCUGACUUAUCACAAUCAAAAUCAGCCAUAACAGGCCGAAACAUACAACAAAGAAAUAAAUAUUGGCUGAGAAAUGAGUGAUAAUAAUAAAAAUCAUGAAAUUGUUACACAUACCUCCUGUAGAGUGUGAAGCAUUACGAUAAAAAACAAAUUUUAACAGUGACUGCUUGUGGUCAGCCGAUGCAUGUAUGUAGGCUCACUAAUUUGAGUAUGCAUAGCUCGUACCUCACAUAAUCCAGUAACUAGAAGUUACAGAUAAAAUAAAACAUAUUACCCCACUUAUACUAAUGAUCACGCAUUAUAAUCAUCAAGUUGCAACCUGUUGUCAUGAUAUUACAUUGAUUUUAUCAUACUGUCAUGACUUGGGUGACUGCCAAGGUGUCAAAUUUUGUCAGGAGUUUGUCAAUGCAAAAUGGUUGACAGGUUAUUGAGAUUAAAUGAAAAAGAUCCUCCACAAGUUUUUUUUUUCAAUUGAUGCCUCAAAUAACCCAUUAACUUGCACUCAUAAAUGUUGAUGUUUUUUAACUUUUUUCCCUACUAUGCAUGAACAAGCCUGAAAGUACUAGGCAAGUAGGUAUGAUGAUAAAAUGCGAUGUUGUGUGAUCAUGCAUAAUGGGCAAGUUUAUAAGAAUAGUUACUUUUCUGGGGCAAAAAGCCCUACAAAGCCUUACAACAGAAUAAAAGAAAGAAAAAAAGCGAAAAACAAAACAAAAGUGUACCUAGCAUUUGACUCUUAAAAUUGCUAGUUUUAAUUACUAGUUUGAUAUGAAUGUACAGCCUUUAUCCCGUGAAUCUUUAAAAAUGAAUAUAUUGGUGAAUAUCUAUAUUUAUUAGGAAUGUUCUUGACUUCAAAUUGUUUGCCUAUUUUGCUCAUUUCUCAGUAGGCAUAGUAACCAUAAUACAUACAUGUAUAUUACUAGUGUUCAAUGUUUGGCUGUAUUUGAUAAUAAAGCAAAUGACUUUAGAAAAUCAAUCAAGACCAAAGCCUAAUGUUGGACCUCCUGUAUGGCAGAGAGCUCAUGGCUAAGCAUAUACUUUGCAAAGCUAGGGCAAAUGUGGUACUGCAGAAUGCCCAGCUAGGCCAGUCACAAUUAUAUUAAGGGAGAGAUAGGCCUAUGUACUAGUACAUAGGCCUGCCAAGUCUCCCUGAUUGUCAGGGAGACUCCCUGGAAAAUUAUUGAUUUUUGAAUGAAAAACUCGCAGAUUUCUAACAUCUCCCUGAUUCUUACAUUGAUUUCUUUCAUUAGAUUGUGAGAAAGAUCUUCCUUCUUCCUUGUUAAUUUCUCUAUUCAAGUUGGCAGCUCUACAUAUAUGUGCAUUACUUUAAUUCUUACAUCCUGAUUUAUGCCUGGUUUAACAUUUGUCAUAAUUUAGUAUAGUAUAUUCCGUCUUGUAGAAAAAGAAAUGGUUGUUUUGUCACACAGAAAUGUUCUACUUGUGUGUACUCUACAUUCCUAAUGAAUUUUAUGUGAUUCAGUUCCCAUGAUUGUAUGGGAAAAGAUUGAAAUGAAAUACCUUAUUUCAUCAUGAAAGAGGGAUUUUAUAUUAUUAUUAUUAUUAUUAUCUAAAACCAAGUUUUGAAUACAUCAAAAAGAUGGUCUUCAUCAGAGCUGAGGUUGUCAACUAUCUUUCAUACUAAAUAAGAAUAAAGGAGAAAUAUUUUUUUAACUUUAUCCUUUUAUCAUUCAUGGUGCCAAAAAUAGAUAUUUCAAUCAAUAUUUGCAAAAAAGUAGAACUCUCAGAUGAGAUCUGAACAGUAAUAUUAUUUUGCUUCAUUUUUAAAGGAUCAUCUGUGCUUUGUUUCUUUUACAAAUGCAAUUGAAAUACUGUUUAGUCAUUUUAUUGUAUUAAAGAAACAGGAAAUGUGACUUUGAGUGCAUUACAUUCUCUCCAUAUGUUUAUUGUAAACUCAUGUAUAUCUGUCACAAUCAUACUAAUAAAUCACUGUAUGAAGUAGUAAGACCAAUAAUUGUACCCCCUCCCCUGCAAAAUGUUGGAGGUUACUUUGGAUCAGCAGUGUUGUGCCAUCACUGCCACAUCAUAUUCUUGUAUGCGCUCUGUACAUCACAUUUCUCAACAGACUCCUUCAAAUUAGGUAUGGGGUUGUCUCUUGCUCAGUGCGGUAGACAGAGGAAUGAGAAGCAGUUAAUAAUUUACCAAAACAGACUCCUUCAAUUAGGUAUGGGGUUGUCUCUUGCUCAGUGCGGUAGACAGAGGAACAAGAAGCAGUUGAUAAUUUACCGAUUCCCACAUCUUUUGCUGUUUUCUACUGUGUGUGAAUGUUUUCACUGAUACUGUCUUUUUUAUUUAUAACAGUAGUCCAUUUAUGUUUGUGUUUAAUUAUAUGCCUAUAUUCUGAAUUCUGAUCUAAAGUCAUACUUAAACUAUUCGUAGCCAAACAUGGCAGGAAUUUUGUCAUCAUACUAGUAUUUGACAUUCAAUUCAUUAAAAUUGUCUUAAAAGGAAGAAUAGGAAAGAAAUAUGAUAGUUUUCCUCACCAUCAAAACAUGGGAAGGAUGGUAAUGAUUGCAAGAAGUAUUACAUCGUAAUCAGAGUCUUGACACGCAUCUUCCCAAAAUGUUAGCCCAUUGUUAAAGUUAAACUGGGGUUCAAAAUAUGGGCCAUAGAAUCUUGGUAUGACCAUGAUCAAUCCAAUAUAAUUAGAUGAGAAUAUCUAAUUUGUCUGAAACAUAGGGCUAAAUGAGUUUCAUUUAAACUAUAUUAUGCGCUAAGAAAGGCCAUUAAAAAUAUCCUUUGUAAGAUUUAUAAUUGUGUAAUUGUAUAAGAUGAUACAUUAUAUUCGUCCAUGAGAAUCACCUUGAUGUCUAAUUAGAUUUCUUGAUAGUUCAUUGCAGUAUGGUAUGCAUUUGUUCAAAUGCUAAAAUAGCUCUGUCCUAUUCUGCUGAAAAGAUGUAUGUAUAUUGGUAAUAUCAAUGUAUUCAAAGUUUUAUUAAUAAAGUAAUUAUUUGUAGAAGCAUA
Molecule: messenger RNA, 7125 nt
Organism: Lytechinus pictus (painted urchin)
Lineage: Eukaryota; Metazoa; Echinodermata; Echinoidea; Temnopleuroida; Toxopneustidae
Product: leucine zipper transcription factor-like protein 1
Exons: 8
Coding region: 458-1363 (301 amino acids)
Biological process (GO): negative regulation of protein localization to cilium
Cellular component (GO): cytoplasm
Source: RefSeq, a predicted model, not a curated record